This is a messenger RNA of Chroicocephalus ridibundus (black-headed gull), 5055 nucleotides long. It is a transcript of the gene TRNAU1AP, whose product is annotated as tRNA selenocysteine 1 associated protein 1. The record is from RefSeq and is a predicted model, not a curated record. Gene Ontology annotation, biological process: selenocysteine incorporation. Gene Ontology annotation, molecular function: tRNA binding. Gene Ontology annotation, cellular component: nucleus. Bases 246 to 1070 code for a protein of 274 amino acids. The transcript has 15 exons. NCBI's taxonomy places the organism in Eukaryota, Metazoa, Chordata, Aves, Charadriiformes, Laridae.
GGCAGCGCGGCGGCGGAGCGGGCCGCGGGCUCGGCGUGAGGCGGCGCCGGCGGCGGCAGCGGCGGGGCCGAGCCGGGAGGCCAAAGCCGCGGCCCCGCUGAGCCCGCCGCGGGGCCUGGGGGGAGCAGCAUGGCCGCCAGCCUGUGGAUGGGGGACACUGUUGAGCCUGGUUCAUGCAUGCCUGCUGGUUUUGAGUGGCAUCGACCCUCUUAAAUGAGUCUUCUUUUUGAAGUCUGGAGCCAUAUAUGGAUGAAAACUUUGUUUCAAGAGCCUUUGCCACCAUGGGAGAGCUUGUACUGAGUGUAAAAAUCAUUCGAAACAGGUUGACAGGAAUUCCAGCAGGCUAUUGCUUUGUAGAAUUUGCAGAUCUAGCUACUGCAGAGAAAUGUUUACACAAAAUCAAUGGAAAACCGCUUCCUGGUGCUACACCGGCAAAGCGAUUUAAAUUGAAUUAUGCAACGUACGGAAAACAGCCCGAUAACAGUCCAGAAUAUUCCCUUUUUGUGGGAGACCUGACUCCUGAUGUGGAUGAUGGCAUGUUAUAUGAAUUUUUUGUUAAAGUUUAUCCAUCGUGUAGAGGUGGAAAAGUUGUUUUGGACCAGGCAGGAGUAUCCAAAGGUUACGGGUUCGUGAAAUUCACGGAUGAACUGGAACAGAAACGAGCGCUGACGGAGUGUCAAGGAGCUGUGGGGUUGGGCUCUAAACCCGUACGCUUGAGUGUGGCUAUUCCAAAAGCUAACCGUGUGAAAUCAAUGGAGUACAAUCAGAUGUACAACUAUAAUUAUAACCAAUAUUACCAACAAUAUCACAACUACUAUGCCCAGUGGGGCUACGACCAGAACACGGGCAGUUACAGCUACAGCUAUCCCCAGUACGGCUACACGCAGAGCACAAUGCAGACAUAUGAAGAAGUUGGUGAGGAUGCACUGGAAGAUCCGACGCCUCAGUUGGACGUCCACGAAGCGAAUAAACAGUUUAUGGAACAGAGCGAAGAGCUCUACGAUGCCUUGAUGGACUGUCAUUGGCAGCCUUUGGACACUGUCUCGUCAGAGAUUCCAGCCGUGUUAUAGCCUCGUUGCUGAGGCGCUGUGUCUGUGUGACAAACCUGCCAGCGCGUUCCGGACUGUUCUGCUGCACCCGGAUCCUGCGGUAGCGAGGGGUGGCCCUUUCUCCACCCCAGGUCUGUUACUCGAGGUACAGGAGAGGACUGUGGCCUUUCCUGUAGAGAAUGAGUAUCAUAGGAGCACCGUGGUAACUUUUAUUCCUGGUGAAAGUUAGAACUGCAACAGUUUGAUUCCUUUUGUCUUGAAAUGAACUCUUAAUACUUCUUGGGAAUUGUAAUUUAUAAACUUUCAACAAGAUGGCACAGGGGAAAGACUCUACUCCAACGUACAAUAAAAAAGUUGGUCUUUUAAGUAAAAUUACCCUUUGCAUUUUGGUUCCUGCCCAUCUUUCUGUUUUGCUGCCCAUUUAAUUGUCUUCAGUCAGUUGAUCCAACCCUUGGGAAUGUGUUAUUUUAAAAAAAUCAUUGUUGGAUGCCACUAAAAUGUCUCAAAAGCCUUUCUAGUGACUGGGUAAGGUUGCUGUAACUUGAGCACGGGGAAGAAGCAUGGAGAUGAAAGCUUAUGUUCUGCUUAACCUGAGCUGGGAUCUUGAGCUAGACACGUUAUAGCUGGGUGUUCUUAAGCAGUCCACCCGAAGAGCAUUUGGGAGAGUAAAGACAGAAAGGAGUGUUAUAAAACUGCUACAGACCAAUGCCUUCUGGUGGUCUCUCGCUCGUUUGGCUUGAGGAAAUAAUUUGCACGAGGAAAUAAUUCCCCAUCAGUCAAGCAGUUUCAAACGCUUUUACCAGCAACCUUGUCUAAAUGUUGACUUUUGUGUAUCAUGCCUUUACUUUCAUUGCGGACACACCUUGAUGGUCUCGUUAAGGUUUCGUAGCGUCUUCCACUGUCCUGGCAGAGUGAAAUAACGGUGAGACUGAAGAUCUUGCAGCAAAAACGGGUCAGAGCAAUCUAAUCGAUAUAUUGUGCAACAAAUUGUUGCUAACUUGGAAAGCAGUUUUCUACUGGAUGUUGUAUAAGCUGGAUGGACAAGCAAUAUAUUUAAGCGAAUAUUAUGUUGCAUUAGAGGUGACAGCGAACAUAAUAGCACUUAUGUACAUGUUAUAAGCCCUUUUCAGGCUUUUGUGCCUUAAACUCUUUGAGAAACAGGAACAGAUGAACUACCUGUAAUAAAUGUCUAUCCAAGAAAUAGUUUGGGUAACUGAAAUUGCUACUGCAAAGCGUUUAGUUGCCUCCCUGCCCAUGUCGAUGCAGAGAUUUGCCACGAAAUUUAAAUACUUUUCAUAAAGCCUACUUCUGCUACACCUUUGUUUGUGUCCAUAAUUAUGCAAUCUUUGUCAGUCUGUGGUCUUUCUAGCAACAGCGAUGGUAAAUGCGCUCUGAAUAUGAGGGGAAUGGUGGCAUAUACUGGAUUUAGCAUUUUUCUGGAGGGCUACGGGACCCCCGCGUUCUCAUCUGCUGUGAAUUUUUUCCUCCUGCUGCGCAUCUGACUGUGCUGUGGGCUGUUAACGAGCGUCCCAACCUUCGCUUACUCUGAAUUUAAGGCAAUGAAUGUUCCCCGCGUGUGCUGGUAGCGUUUCAGAGGCAGCGGAGAGGUGGACGAGAGCAGAGGGCUUUUUUUCUUCUGAUGUAGCUGCUCAGCGGUGCUGAACACUCGGAUGACGUCCGUCUUCUUGAAAAGCGCCCGCUCAAGAGAGUGGCAUUUCGGAGGUGAUGUAAAGAAGGUUUUCUUUAUGUUCUGCUGUUAAACGCUUUCUAGAUCGUUCUGUUACUGCGCUGCAAGAGUGCUACCCUCGAUCCUUCUCUUUUGGACCUGCCUUGGUGGGAAGAAAGUUGGUGGUCUGGUGGUCUGAGCCAUCAGGAGUGGCUUCCCCUGGAUUCUAGGAGAGCCGCCUGCGUACAGACCCUCGGGCCCUUGCGCGGAGAGCGAUCUGGGAGUAGAGAGUCCAGGACAGAUUCCCACUGAAGCCUGUUUACUGCUGCGGCCGAGCUCAAAAUAGCGUUUCCUUUUAGGAGAGAGGUUGACGUGAGGCUUUGGGCCACGUUCCCUUGAUGUGCGAGCCAGCCUUUUGGGGUUGUGUGGGGGAAUCUCGGCCCAUGUUGAGCUGUUAAAUCUCUCUGCGCUUUUUUCUGCGUGUCGCUUACUCAUCUUAAUGUUCAUUUUUCAGCUCCCGGCCAUUAUUGCAGCAUCUGAAGCGCAGAGGAGACUUUUAUGUGGAGCUACAAAACAGCCGGUCACCUGGAUUUUGUAGGGUUUGUGUUUUGGAAUCCAAGUUAAACAGAGUGUGGGAUUUUGUUUGUCAUGGAUGGCUACAGGAAAAGCCCUGAUUAAUUACCAUUUAGGGUAACACAAGAUGAAAGACGAGGACUCCGUGUAGUAAGGGGCAGCCUCAGGCUUUUCAGCCUCAUCUCUCAGGGUGGCUGUGGCUUCACCAUCAGUCCCUUCCAGAUGCUCUCGUUUUAAACCCUUUCCGCUGAUUCUGGACCACGCGCCAGGAACCUGACGGAGCAGCAUCCUGGCGUGGAGGGCGAUCCCGGCACACAGGAUGGCUGGUGAUGGCCUCGGCUGGGCAGGGUUGCUCGCUGUUCCAGAGCUCGCUCCGCCGCUGGCUGGAUAGAUGCGAGGAAUUCCUCGCUUAGUGGAAAAGGCUGAGAGCGUAUGAACCUGUCCCUGGUGAAGGGAUUUGGUUGCAUCCAUAGGGCCGGAAUAGUGGGAAAGCCGUGACAUGGAGCACGUGGCAGUAGGGCGCGGAGCUGAGAUGAGCCAGUCCCUGAGGGUUUGGUGCAAGACCGUGUUCUUUCCCAGCCCUCUCCUCGGAAACUGGCUGUGCGUAGCCAGAUCUGGCUCCUUCCUGAGCCAGGAGCUCCCCCAGCUGGGAGCAGCCGCUGCGGGUGCUGCUCAGGCUCCCGUUUACCGGCAUGGCAGAGCGGUCCCUGCUGUGUGGAGUUUUCCCAGGAGAAGAGCUUGGAUAUAAAGCAUUUUGAGGGUGAAUAAACGCAAUCACUUGAAACUCUCGCUCUGCUUGUGUUUGGGGUGCGUUGGUUGGUCUGGAGCAACUUCUUGCACCUGAAGGUUGCCCACCCUUCACGGUGGGGUUCUGCCGCUUCUCCCCUGGCUGUCCCGGUGGGCAACUGGGGGAUGACUGGGAUGUGCUUUGCUCUCCUGGAAAUCGGUGUCUCUGCCUGUGAACGUCGGUGCUCAUCCUAAAUGGAGUUCCUGCCCGAGGGAGGUGGUGCGAAAGCCCGUUGGACACCGCAGCCACCUUGACCAGCAGCAUCUCUUCUGCUGGAACCCCGCCUCUGGGGCGGUGGGUCCCUGGGGCGCAGGAAAUGCUCCUGGGGAGUCAGAGGAGCAUGGAGCGGCUCCUUCCCCGGGCGGGCGCCAUGUCUCACCGUGUCCAACAUCCUCUGCUGCAGCCCCGGUGACUCCCGUCACCUGUUUUCUCCCGAUGGAGAGCAAACGGGGUGAAAGCAGCCCCAGAGCUGUCGCGGGGGGGGCUGUUAUUGCCUGUCUCUGCCCGAGGGGGAGGGCAGGGCGAUGGCAAAGUCCCCGCGCCGGCUGUUAGCAGAGAGAACCUUUGUCCUGGGGAUGCAGUCGGUUCCUCUGACCCCUCUUCCCCUCUCCCCUUGGGGAUACAAAAGCCCCUUUUCCACGGAGCUCGUGUCCCGUUCCCCCCCCCCUCCAUGAUUUUGGCUUCCCCGGAGGCACGAGUCCCUCUUCGGCAGCCUCUCUGUAUUCCCGCAGCCUGGCUGUCACUGUCUUUGUCACCAAAGCCAGACAGCGGGACAGACAGACCUCGUGUGUGACAGCACCAAACAGCGUCCUGGGGACAGGAGGACAAGGAUGGGGCCAGCAGCUUCUCCCUCCUCCCCGUGACAGUUUGUUUGUCCACCCGGGGAAGGUGCUGCGGGGUGGGGACAAGGCUGGAGACCUGUCCCCAGCGCUGCCAGCACAGCAAAUCCCCGCCAGGUCGGGAUCUGGCCACCGAGCGCA